Molecule: messenger RNA, 2649 nt
Organism: Linum trigynum
Lineage: Eukaryota; Viridiplantae; Streptophyta; Magnoliopsida; Malpighiales; Linaceae
Source: the annotation of a GenBank genome assembly
AGACGGAACUCCGCAAAUUCGAAAAAGCUUUCGCACCCAAAUCCUCAGUCCUCACCAACAUCUCUCCCACUGUCCUCUCUCGCCGGCCGGUUGUUACCCCAGCCACCACCAGUUGGCCGUCAUUCAACUCGCCGGCUCUUCUCCUCACGGCUGAAGUAGAGAGCAAGUUCUUGUCGAGUCACCGGCCAUGGGGAAUUCAGGAAAGGAGGCCGAUGCAUCUCUCGGCUACCUCACCAGGAAGGACACGGAGGUAAAGCUCCCUCGUCCUACUCGGGUCAAGAACAAGACCCCAGCUCCGAUUCAAAUCACUGCGGAGCAGAUUCUUCGGGAGGCACGGGAGCGGCAGGAAGCCGAAAUCCGCCCUCCCAAGCAGAAAAUUACCGACACCGGUGAGCUUGCGGAUUACCGUCUUCGCAAAAGGAAGGAAUACGAAGACCUGAUUCGGCGGGUCAGGUGGAACAUCAGUGUUUGGGUCAAGUAUGCUCAGUGGGAGGAGUCGCAAAAGGAUUUCAGCCGAGCUCGCUCGGUCUGGGAGCGAGCUCUCGAAGUUGACUACCGUAACCACACGUUGUGGCUGAAGUAUGCGGAUUUCGAGAUGAAGAACAAGUUCGUCAACCAUGCGAGGAAUGUUUGGGAUAGGGCAGUCAGUCUUUUGCCGAGAGUGGAUCAGCUAUGGUAUAAGUAUAUACAUAUGGAGGAAAUGCUUGGUAAUGUAGCUGGUGCGCGCCAGAUCUUCGAGAGGUGGAUGAAUUGGAUGCCUGACCAGCAAGGUUGGCUUUCCUUUAUCAAAUUUGAGCUUAGGUAUAACGAGAUUGAGCGUGCUCGAGGAAUUUACGAGAGAUUUGUUGAGUGUCAUCCGAAGGUUACUGCUUGGAUUAGGUUUGCCAAGUUUGAGAUGAAGAAUGGUGACAUUGUUAGGGCUGGAAAUGUGUAUGAGCGUGCAGUCGAGAAGCUGGCCGAGGAUGAGGAAGCAGAGAACUUGUUUGUGGCAUUUGCCGAGUUUGAAGAGAGGUGCAAGGAAACUGAACGUGCUCGGUGUAUAUACAAGUUUGCACUGGAUCAUAUCCCCAAGGGAAGUGCCGAGGAUCUGUAUAGGAAGUUUGUUGCUUUUGAGAAGCAGUAUGGAGAUAAGGAGGGGAUAGAGGAUGCGAUAGUCAGUAAAAGGAGGUUUCAGUAUGAAGAUGAAGUGAGGAAAAACCCGCUCAAUUAUGAUGCUUGGUUUGAUUAUGUUCGGCUGGAAGAAAGCGUAGGGGACAAGAAUAGAGUUAGAGAGGUUUAUGAACGUGCCAUUGCUAAUGAGCCUCCUGCUCCGGAAAAGAGAUACUGGCAGCGAUACAUUUAUUUGUGGAUAAACUAUGCCCUGUAUGAAGAGCUGGAUGCUGAAGAUGCUGAGCGAACAAGGGCGGUCUACAGGUUAUGUUUGCAGCAAAUUCCCCACGAUAAGUUCUCAUUUGCUAAAAUUUGGCUUCUAGCUGCACAGUUUGAGAUCCGUCAUCUAAAUCUGAAGGGUGCUAGACAGAUUUUAGGCAAUGCAAUUGGAAAGGCUCCAAAGGACAAGAUAUUCAAGAAAUAUAUCGAAAUAGAGUUGCAACUUGGUAAUAUGGACCGUUGCCGCAAACUUUAUGAGAAGUACCUGGAGUGGUCCCCUCAAAAUUGCUAUGCCUGGAGUAAAUUUGCCGAGCUGGAGAGAUCCCUUGGUGAAACUGAGAGAGCAAGAGCAAUUUUUGAGCUCGCCAUUGCUCAGCCAGCUUUGGAUAUGCCCGAGCUUCUUUGGAAGGCAUAUGUUGAUUUUGAAAUCUCUGAGAAGCAAAUCGAUAGAACAAGACAACUUUAUGAGAGGCUGUUGGAUCGGACCAAGCACUUGAAAGUCUGGAUUAGCUAUGCGAAGUUUGAAGCUUCCGCCAUGGGGAAUGAUGAUGAUAAUGAUGAUGAUGAUUCAGAGGAAGUUACAAUUUCUGAGGACCAGAAGAAAUUGUGUAUUCAAAAUGCAAGAAGUGUCUUUGAGAAAGCUCUUAACUACUUCAGAACUUCUGCUCCCGAGCUGAAAGAGGAGCGGGCGAUGCUUUUAGAAGAAUGGCUAAACAUGGAGAGCAACUUUGGCGAGCUUGGCAAUGUCGCUUUGGUCCAGCCUAAGCUACCCAAGAAGUUAAAGAGGAGGCGGCCUAUCAAUUCAGAAGAUGGUCUCUCUGGGAUGGAAGACUACGUCGACUAUGUCUUUCCGGAGGAGAAUAAUGCUCCAAACCUCAAGAUCUUGGAAGCGGCUUACAAGUGGAAGAAGCAAAGGCUUUCUUCCUCGGACGAAUAGCCCAAAAUCUUCCUGUUGUUUUGAGUUCAUUCACUUUGGUUAUGUACAGAUCCCUGGGGUGUUUAUGGUGCUUUGGAGCAAAAAGAUUCCAUGUCCACUGGACCUUAGAAUGCCUGUUUUAACUUGGAAAAUUUGAGUGUACUAGUUUUGCCAUGGAGGAAAGUAGGGAAGAAGAACCGAAUCUGUGUGGAUUCUGUCAUUCUAAGCCCAAGAAUCGAUUACUUGUACACUAACUUCUGUACUUUAACUGGGAAAACCGUUUGAUGGAGAAAUUAUAGAUGAGUAGCACGAGGUUUUGUUAGUAGUUUUUAGUAAUUAACUGAUAAUAAGUCAUUAUAAUCAAU